UUGACAAUCGUCAUUAUUGUUACCGUUGUUGCUCCAUUGGAAAUCACUCAGGCCUGUACAAUACGUGUUGGGGCUGCAUUGUCAAUAGCAUUUUAUGUUAGUUUUAUUACUUUUGUAGCGCCUUUUAUACUCUACUACUUAAAAGACAACGCAGAUGCUCAUGGUAUCAGAACUGAGCUUUGGAUCGAUUCAAUACUUGGAAUACCCAUAUUUGUUAUUUACAUCGUAUUUUUUACAGUUUUAGCACCCAAAGUGUUGGUACAGGCAGAGUUUAGACAUAAGCUAUUUACCCCAGCCAAUUGGAUUGUUAUUUACACCGCUGCUGCCCAUAUUCUUUCGGUUGUCAUACCUGUACUCUCUCUACUUCCAAUACAGAACGUUUAUUGGAAUAGACUGCGAAAUUCAGUCAUUAAACAUUGCAGGCUAAAAAAGAGGACUUCCAAUGCUUCUGCUCUUGAAACAUCUGUCUGUAUCCCAGACCUAUCGAUGGACUCGCUAGAACGCUGUAUGUCUGACCCACAUAUUAUGCAGCAGCUACAAGACUUGGCUAUUCGAGAUUUCAGCUCUGAAAAUUUACUAUUCUACGAAAAAUAUCUUGAACUUGAAAACAAAUUUAAAAUUGAAUAC
Mucor mucedo is the source of this 627-nucleotide messenger RNA. RefSeq lists its product as uncharacterized. The transcript has a single exon. The annotation marks the transcript as partial. The record is from RefSeq and is a predicted model, not a curated record. Lineage: Eukaryota; Fungi; Mucoromycota; Mucoromycetes; Mucorales; Mucoraceae.